Molecule: messenger RNA, 1923 nt
Organism: Vigna unguiculata (cowpea)
Lineage: Eukaryota; Viridiplantae; Streptophyta; Magnoliopsida; Fabales; Fabaceae
Source: RefSeq, a predicted model, not a curated record
CCACAUCGCGUUCACACUUCACCACACGCUUCCUCUCCCCUCUAUAAAUCAAAUCACAAACGCAAAAGCUCAAGCGUUCACACUUCUCAAAAAACCGCAACAACCAAAUCCAAACACACCAUGGGAAUCAGCCCCGUCCCGUUUUUCGCUCAAGAAGAUUACUCACACUUCUACAACCUAUUUGCAGAUACAGACAGCAACACCAACAAGAGAAAGCGUAACAGUAAAGAAGACGAAGGAGGAGGAGCAGAACAAAAUGGUGAUAGUGCUAUCGUCAAGGACUUACUUGCUUCGCUGAUGCUGUUGGAAGAGGAAGAAACUCGUGAACAGCAAAACAGAAUGGUUGAGUCCCAACAACAACGAGAUAUGUUCAACGCAAGCUUCCAGAACCAGGCCAGGGCCAUGGAAACCUACAAGGCCCAAUUCGAAGCCCAUUACGCCGAAUCGGAGGAGCUCCAAAAUAAAAUAACCAAAAAGGCCCGUCGCGCGGCUGCAGCAGCUGCCAGUUCGGUUAUUCUAGACGACACCGGUUCGGUUCAGGCCGAGGUUCCUCCUCAAACCGGUUCGACGGUUCAGCGGAGGAUGUGGGUGAGGGACCGGUCGAAGGACUGGUGGGAGCGGAUUAGCCGGGAGGACUUCCCGGAGGAGGAGUUCCGGCGGUGGUUCCGGAUGAGCAGAAGCACGUUCGACAUGAUCUGCGACGAGCUCGACGCGGUGGUGACGAAGAAAAACACGAUGCUCCGAGACGCGAUUCCGGUGCGGCAGCGCGUGGCCGUGUGCAUCUGGCGCCUGGCCACCGGCGACCCGCUCCGGCUGGUGUCGAAGCGGUUCGGGUUGGGGAUCUCCACGUGUCACAAGCUCGUGCUCGAAGUCUGCUACGCGAUACGCACCGUUUUGAUGCCGAAGUUUCUGCAGUGGCCGAGCGAGGAAAAGAUGAAUCGCAUCAAGGAAGAGUUCGAGAGCUCGUCGGGAAUACAGAACGUGGGAGGCGCAAUGUACACGACGCACGUGCCGAUCAUCGCUCCUAAAAUAAGCGUGUCGGCGUAUUUUAACAAGCGGCACACGGAGCGGAACCAGAAAACGAGUUACUCGGUAACGGUUCAGGGCGUGGUUGAUUCGAGAGGCGUUUUCAGCGACGUGUGCAUUGGUUGGCCGGGUUCGAUGCCGGACGACGAGGUUCUGGAGAAAAGCGCGUUGUUUCAGAGAGCUAACAGUGGGAAUCUGAGGGACGUUUGGAUCGUGGGAAACUCAGGGCACCCUCUGAUGGACUGGGUGCUGGUCCCGUACACGCACCCUAACCUGACGUGGACGCAGCACGCGUUCAACGAGAAGAUUGAGGAGAUUCAGGGCACUGCCAAACAGGCCUUUGCGAAGCUAAAAGCGCGGUGGGGGUGUUUGCAGAAGAGGACUGAGGUGAAGCUUCAGGACUUGCCUGUGGUGCUCGGCGCGUGCUGUGUUCUGCAUAACAUUUGUGAGAUGAGGAAUGAAGAGAUGGAUGAUGAGUGGGGAUUUGAGCUUUUUGACGACGAGAUGGUGCCGGAAAACUCCAUUCGCUCUGCUUCUUCCAUGCAGGCCAGAGACCACAUUGCGCACCAUUUGCUGCACCAUGCUCGCGCUGGCACUGCCUUCUUGUAACUCUUCUUCUUCUUCUUCUUCUACCUUAUUCUUUUUGACUAUGUUGCAGUAGUCACGUUAAUUAACAGAGAGAGAAUUAGCAUAUUAAUUUCAUUCAUUAAAUUCUUGAAUAGGUAGAUUGUAUACAGAAUUUUUGUCUCAAAAAUAUAAUCAAGAACAUGUUUUAGAUUUUAGAGUAUAAUAUAUUUGUUUCAGCGAUUCAGGUAUUGUCAUGGAUUACUGCUACCAUGUACUCCCAAGUUGAUGCCACCGCGUUUCUGUUUUCCAAUAUACAUAUUAUUACGUGUU